UCUUUGCUCUUUGGUCUUUGGUGUCAAUUUCGAAAUAAAUUAACAUUGUUACUAUUUGAUUUAAGUUUUAAUACGGUUAUAAGUUUUAAUACCUAGUUUACUCGAAUAAAUAAAUAUAAGCAUAUACAUAAACGAAGUAGUAGUGAAGUUUAACAUAACAUGUGGUAUAGUUAACAUAACAUUUCAAAAUAUAUGAAAACCGGAUUGAAGAUGUGGCAGCAAAAAUUUUGGAAGAUUAUUCUUCUCACUUCAGUUUGUUUGCAACUGACAACUCAAGUUAAAAGGCAAAAAACUUCAGUUAUAUCUGACGUUAAUGAUAUCAAAGAGUUUAAAAAGUUAUUAAGGUCAAAGACAAAUAUUUUGGUGCUCUAUGUGAAUAACAACCGGUCUUCCCAAAAUGUGUCUGAUGUGUUCAAAGAAGCUGCCGAUAACAUGAAGGGACAAGCAACGCUAGUAGCAAUUGACUGCAGUAACAGUGAAGGCAAAAAGCUAUGCAAGAAGCUAAAAGUAUCAACAGAUAAGCCAUACUUUAUCAAGCAUUAUAAAGAUGGUGAUUUCCACAAGGACUAUGACAGAGGAGUGACUGUCAGUGCGAUGGUGAACUUCCUGAGAGAUCCCACAGGUGACCUCCCUUGGGAGGAAGAUCCCCAAGCCACUGACAUCAUGCACAUUGUUGAUGGAGAGGCUCUGGCAAAGUUUCUGAAAAAAGGUAUAGCCACAUACAAAAAAUCAAUGGUGAUGUUCUAUGCACCGUGGUGUGGAUACUGCAAGUCGUUAAAACCGGAUUAUGUCGCUGCUGCUGGUGAUUUGAAGGGUGAAGCAAUUCUAGCUGCCAUAGAUGUUUCGAAGCCAGGAAAUUCUAAAAUAAGGCAACUCUACAAUAUUACUGGAUUCCCAACAUUACUGUUUUUUGAUAAAGGACAGUACCGUUUUCCAUACAAUGGCGACAACAAGAGACAAGCGAUAGUGGAUUUCAUGAGGGAUCCCUCCUCGCAACUGCAAAAGAAGAAAGAGGUGGUUGAUGAGAGUUGGUCUGCGGACUCUUCUGUGCUCCACUUGACAGGGGACAUAUUUGACAGCGUGCUCGCGAAGGCUGACCAUGCGUUGGUCGUGUUCUAUGCGCCAUGGUGUGGACAUUGCAAACGUAUUAAACCUGAGUUUGAAAAGGCAGCAGCCAAGAUUAAAGAACAGAAGAUAAACGCUUUGCUGGCGGCUGUGGAUGCGACAAAGGAGCCUGAAUUGGCGUCCAGGUUUGGUGUGAAAGGGUACCCUACACUGAAGUACUUCCAAAAGGGCGAAUACAAAUAUGAUGCCGGACAUGCACGCCAGGAGCAACAAAUUAUCGAUUUCAUCAAGUCGCCGCAAGAGCCGCCUCCGCCGCCGCCGCCGGAGAAGCCCUGGCGCGAAGAAGACAGCGCCGUGCGUCACCUCGACGCCGCGACCUUCAAGAGCACACUGCGCAAGAUCAAGCACGCCAUCGUCAUGUUCUACGCGCCAUGGUGUGGACACUGUAAGAGCACAAAGCCGGAGUUCACCCAAGCCGCGGACGAGUUCGCCGACGAACUGAUCGUGGCAUUCGCCGCGGUCGACUGUACCCAACAGCAGGAGCUAUGCUCUAACUACGACGUCAAGGGUUACCCCACUCUGAAGUACUUCAAUUACUUCGACAAGCUCGUGCAAGACUAUAAUGGCGGGAGAAAGAAAGCGGACUUCGUGUCAUUCAUACACAGUCAAAUGGGCGAACUCAAGGCUCAACAGUCCAUGAAGAGCAAUCAGGAUGCUGGCUUUGGGGUAAACGUGCAACUAGCUGGUGAUGGAGACUUCGAAGAUAUCAUUGCAUCACCGAAUCCGACGUUUGUCAUGUUUUAUGCCACCUGGUGCGGACAUUGCUCAGCAGUGAAACCGGCCUACAGUCGCCUGGCAACCGCCCUUAAAGCGGAGAAUAGUCCAAUUAAAGCCAUAGCAGUAGACGCGGGGGAGAAUCAAAAAGUAGCGGACAUUGCCAGUGUUCAGACACUACCUACUUUCAAAAUAUACUCAAACGGGAAGUUUUUGGCCUCGUACGAAGGCGACAGGUCAACGGAGGAUAUGCUGAAAUUCUGCAAGUCUUAUUUAAAGGUAAAAGACGAACUGUGAUAUGUGCAAGCAUAUAUUCAGAUCAUCACAACUAUUAUUGUAGGUGAAUUUAUUUAACCUGGCGCGUUCACACAUUUUCAUAAUAUAUACAUAUAUUCCUAUAUAUUUUGAUACAUACUAAAUAUUCUCGAUGUUUUUUUUUUAUUUUAUACUAUAAAAAUUUCAGAUAUUUGACAGACUUUUUAUUACAACAAAAAUGUGUCCAUCAACAUUUAUGGAUGAAUAUAACAAAAAGUGAUAGAUUCAUGUGGAUUCAGUAUGAGUAAAGAUGUUGACCAUACAAAUAUAAGACUGAACAUUUUUUUUAAAUAUUAGCUGCAACAUUAUUGAUAGAAAAAAUUACUGAUGUAUCACAACUUUUUGUUUUUGUUCAGUUAUAUCCAUCAGCGAUCAGUCGCUGGACUAUAAACUGAUUUUUUGAUAGAAGAAGAUGUUUUCGAUUGAAGGUCGCUCCAUUCAGCGCCUUAGUGUUAUGGUCAUACAUUGGUUUUACUGUCCACCCAUCGAUAUCCUAUUAAAAAGUGGAUGCACAAUCAGAGACCAAGAAACGUCCCCACUCAAUAAGUGCUAAACACAACUUCUUGGCACUCAAUUCAAGUAGUCACAUUUACAAAUUCAACCUUAAACUCAAUCCUUAAGGUUGAAUUUGCUCUGAAUUUGGGAUUUUAUUGAAUAUUGGACUACAUUUAAGUGACAUUUUCUACGUGAUUGUGCGUCCUUUUAUUAUAAGAGGUCAAUGUGUCCACCACACAAAUCAUCCACGGUGGAUCGCUUUAUUCUUUUAGUCUGAUUUUGUGUCUUAUAUCGUUUUUUGUUAUUUUUUCUUUGACUGUCGCCAUUUCAUGAUAUUCAUGCAUGUCAGUGCCGUUGAAGCAAACAAUGGGGAUGAUGACUAGGUUUAAAUAAAUUGAUUUUUAUUGUACAUUCGGGUAAAUAAGGUCAAUGUUAACUAAUUUACACAUAAAAAGCAAAGAAUGUCAGGAUAUUUGCAAAAUAAAUGAGAUUAUAAAAUUUCAAAAUUUAUUAAAAAUCUUUUAUCGUAAUUAGAUGAAAAUUCAUACAGUUUUAGCUUCUUUACAUUAAAUGUGACAUUUUUUAAUAUAUGAACUAUAAACAUGAACGCACAAAUAACAAAGAUAUUAGUAAUUUUGUUUGAACGCCCAUACAAAUCUAACGAUCAUUACAUUACCUACGACGUCAUUAGUUCGUACCAUUUUGUAUGGGGCGUUUUUCAGGGAUCCGCGGCAGCGCCGCAAAUCUGACUCUUUAAAUCCCUGUAACUCCGAAAGUAAUGAUCGCAGAUACCCUGUUACUUUUACAAAAUUGCUUUACUAUUAGCAUACUCUUAAUUUAUAUAGGAUUUAAAAAACUGUCAUCAUCCCUAUUGGCAGUUGUUUGAUGUGAGUCGGUUUUAUCAAAAGAAAUAACUGUGGUUUUUAUUUCUUAUUUGCGAUGAGUGAAUGUGUGUAUACGCCAGAUUAAAGAAAUAAUAUAUAUGUAUUAAAUUUGCAUCACAAUGUUACUUAAAUCUCAUUUGUAUUCAAUAUAGCAAAUAAUGGACUGCAGUCGUUACCAUUAAUAAUCUCAAGCAUGUUUUGCUUAGUUUGUGCCAGUUGCAAGAUUUAAAAGUAAUGGACCGAUUAUCGUAUGUAAAUUACCUGUAGGCCUUAAAUACCACGACAUUUGGAGACGAUAAAAAACCCAAUUUGGACCAAUGUAUGAGAAUCGGAAACAUCUGUCUUUAGUUGUGUAGGGUCGAAAGAGAGAACGAAGAAACGACUUUCGAUUGGUCGACAGUUUUCUUUUUUUGGUCUUGAAAUACACGUGGUUCGCAUCGUAAGCCUACUUUUACAGCUAAAAGCAAAGAAAUUACGAAAUUGCAAAUGAGGUUCGUUUUAUUUAAUUGAUCAUGGAAAAAUCUAUGAAAGAUCAGGUAGGUAAGUCACUCAAUAAAACUUGUUUGUAGGUUGUGGUAAAAUUUCAUGUGAUAUGUUUAAGUUGAAUACAUUAUUUAAAUUUUUAUUAUUUUAACAUUUUACAUUUUAUUUUAUUAAUUUAAAUUCAUUUAAUUCUAUUUCUUAAUUUUUAUCGGUUUUAAUUUUUUUUAACACAGCGCAUAAUUAUUAUUAUUUCAUAGAUUUUAUAUUAUAUUAUGUAGUCCUUAAUCUACAUAGAUAGAUAGUAACUUAAUCUCACACUCAUAAACAUUCCCAAUAACAUUAAUCAACAAAGUCUUAUAAUAAAAAAUAUUUGUUAUAAAUUGAUGAUAAAUAUAACUUGAGUGCCAAGAAAAUUUCGAAUGAUUGAAUCAUUAUUUGCUAAAUUGUUCUUUGUUAAUAAUAUCUACAACUAUUAACGAUUACAAUAUAUUUUUAAAUGUAAGCCAGCGGCAUGAUUUUUACAUAAUGUCUAUAGUUUUAUAAGGGUCACGUUUAUUCACAUAUCGCAAUAUUUCGUCCCAUCGCAACAAAAAAGAGAUAAUUCGUUUUGAAUAAACGAAUGGAAAUUUGUAUACACACUAAUCUCACGAUGGGCAUCUUAGGUUUUUAUGCACGAAUAAUACAAUAUUUCGCUUUCUUUCUCAUAAGCGAAAAGAAUGUGUAAUGCAGGCUAAAGACAGUCAGUUUUAACUGAAUAGAUUUAUUUAAUCAAAAUUUCAUUAGAAAAAACUGUACUUUUUUCACUGAAUACUUAUAAUCAGGGAUCCGUAGAACAGCUUCAUCUCGUUACACUAUCUUGUUACACUACCCUCCUCCCAACUUGUAAUAAUAACGAGGUUAUUAAAAGUUGUUACUAACCACCACUACUAAAAGUUGUCCUACAAAUUGCGCGGUACGUUAUCUCGUUCCGAUGCUCAGAAAGUUUCAUUUUCUGGUAACUCAGUUAGCUACCAGAAUCAAGAAUUUUCGUAAAUAAAAAAAUUGAUAGUCUCAUCGAGAUGAAGCUACUCACGAAAAAUUAACUUGUUAGCAAUUAGUUGUAAAAAAUGUUCUACGGAUCUCUUACUAUGAAGUUUUAACUGAACAGUUCGACUGUACAGUUCAAAUUGCAAGUCUGUAGCCCGCAUUAGGUGUGAAUAAGACAAUAUAUCAAUGUGAUGAACCCAAAGCCAGAAAAUCUGUCUGUCUGGCGUUAGUAGUCAGUCUAGCUUCUAUGAGAUAUCUCAUGAAGAAAAUACUGUCAACCAAUAGAGGCAGAAUUGAAAAUAUCGUUUGCUCUUUUAUUGAGAUGGGUCGAGCUCAGACCAAUUACAAAUGGACCAAUAUCGCACCAACAAAAUGGCCUGGUAUUUUUGAGGGGAACUCGCACAUUGAAAUUAUAUAACAGCAAUAUGUUUAUAUAUAAUAUAUUAUGUGCCCUUACACUAUAUGUUUUAUUAGCAAUACACACACAUUAAAUUUUUACACAGAUUAACACACUGCUUAGACUAUCCACAGAAUAUUCGAUUACUUGAUCGAUGUUUUCCUGUUCCAGCUGAAGAAUCGAUUCCUUUUAGCAUUGUUUUCAUUACAAAUUUUAUAUAAUUAACUUAAAUAGAAGUUGUUUACCGUUUUUAAUGCAAUUUAACUAAACACACUGGCAUUUUUAGGGAGUUCUUUAUACGAAGAAAACGAUUACAACAAUGAAACAUCGAUUCUAUUGCAACAGUCUUUAUAAACGCGUUAGAUAAUUGAUUCUUGUUCUUUGACAGAGGGGUAACGUCUACCGAGUUAGGUCCUUUUGUGAUUGGUCUGAGGUCAAUAUGGAUAAUAAUAUGAUUAUUAGACGACUGUAUGUAUGUCUCUUUACGAGAUAUCGCAUAGUGGGUAUCUUAGAACUACUGAAAUGUGGUUAGUCUUUUAAAAAAAUAACCUCAAAGUAAGUUUAUUUUACUUCGAUCAUAAGACAAAAUAAAUUUUAAUAAUGUUAAUCAAUAAUUAUUUUAAAAUAAAAUUACUUAUGAUUGCUCAAUUCUAUUACAUUUUUAUUAAUUGAAGACAUUUAAUUAAUAUCUUGAUUAUGCUUUUAUUUCGUGUUAGUUAUAUACUUUUUUAUUAGCUAUAAUUUAAAUUUAUGUACUCAUCAUUAUUACGUAGUAAAAUAAUAAUUAGUGAUUAUUUAAUCAGCUGCCGCUUUUUUAGAAUGUAUACGCUUUAAUAAUAUUCUAAAAUGUUAUUUGAUAUCUCUCUCAGUAGGUCAUAUCAAUGGUACAAUAAUAAAUAUAAUUAUACAUAUAUUAAAUAAAUUAUAUGUGUUUAGAUAUAGAAUAUUUUGUAUUGAUAUGAUUAGUGGAAAUGGAUAACUCACUAUAAAGUGGCUGGACAGUAGUAGUAAAGAUUGUCUUAUUUACGUAAAACAAACAAGUUUAACUUCCCAUGUAAAGGAGUAUAAGAGUUUUUGGCGGGAAAAUCGUAGGAAUUACAAUAUCUCUAGUUUUAUUUUGAUUGAUUGGCUGCAUUUAAGACUUUUUUGUAGGAGUACGCCCUCCGGAAUCGUAAGCCGAUUCCGGAGGGCGUACGUUUGAAUCUGGUUCGGAGCAUUCACCUCCAACUUUUCAAUUGUGUGCAUUUAAAAAAAUUAAAUAUCACGUGUCUCAAACGGUGAUGGCAUAACAUCGUGAAGAAACCUGCAUAGCAGAGAAUUUUCUUAUUUCUCAGCGUGGUGGAGUACUGGUCUAACCCCUCUCAUACUGAGGAGACUUGAGCUGAGCAGUGAGCCAAAUAUGGGUUGAUAAUGAUGAUGAUAAAGUAGAAUGACAAUGUACUAUAUUUCACCAUUCUCGUUCUAUUAUGGCAAAUUGUUUAAUAAAAAUAUUAUUACUUGAGGACUGCUAAGCUAUAUUAAAAAAAAUAUAAAGGGUGUGAAUUUGCGUGUCCCAUAACUCUAGGGUUAUAUUCUUUAAUGAAAACUAAUUUAAAAUGCCCAUGAAAUGUUUGUUCUAAAAUAAAUGAUUUUGGAGUAAAUCUGGGAGCAGGGCAGUGCCCCCACCAAGUCGAGCUUGAAAAUGGCGACAUGGCAUAGGUACUUUUCUCGAAAUAAUUUAUUUUGUAAAUAGAUCAUAAAUUAGUUCUUAUGAGUACUGUUAGCAAAAAUGGUUUGUAGUACCUUAAAAUAUGGCUUGUUUAAAUUUUGUAUUAAUUAAUUAGUUAUUGUGUUAUGGCUUUACGAAUUAAAUAAAGUGAAUAAAAUUACAUUAGUGAAAUGAAAACAUGAAAGAAUUUAUUUAAUGAAUUAGUAAUUAUACAGUUCGGUUCCUAUAAGUGUUAAAGUCCGCAACACCCUGUAUACAUAUAGUAUGAGUUAUUUAUAAACUAAAUCAUGUCAAUACAAAGUUGAUCAAUUUUGUAGUCCCAUACUUAUGAGAUCGCCUAAUGUUUAUACAGCUGUUAUAUAGUUAAUAAAUGCAUUUAAAUACAGUUUUAAUAUGUAGUUAUAUAUUAUUAGCGACAUUGUAUUAUCAUAUUUGAUAUUUAUAUUAUGAUGUUGUAAUGUACUAGUAAAAUUAUAUGAAUAUUACUUACAAUUUAUUAAGUACAAUAUAUUCUUAUAUCAAGAUCUUUUCGAAUUUUUAUCAAUUGUUUAUACAUAACGUAUAUAAGUGUAGAAUAUUGUUAAUAAACAAAAAAAAAAGACUAACUUGUAUCUCCUCCAAGCUAGUCUGCAUAGUUACUUAACAUCAGAUGAGACGGCAAUUAAGGACUAACUUGGUGUUGAAUUAGCCAAGCGUAUAAUAUUUGGUAUUCAUUAUUAUUAUUGCCACAAAACUAAAAUACAUUUCUUUCACGUAGGCUUAGUUUACAAGCAGUUUAGAAUUAUCAAUGGGUAUGAGCGAAUAACUUUUAACUUCAAAGUUAGCUCUCUGCCAUUUUUAACUUUUAAGUAUGGACGUGGGCUCUCACAAACUACUCAAUGUUUUGGUUUUCUUAGUUUACCUAAUUCUCUUCACUUCCGGCGAUUGAACGGCUCAGUAGCUUUUGUUUUAGAGGUAAAACUACCAACAAGGUAGUAGGAUAUUCAUCUUACGGGGAUAUUAUCCCCGUAAGUAAAAACCAUCAACUAGACCUUUGUGCACUGACUUCCAGUAUUCACGUUAUUAAACUGUUGUCAAAACUUAUAUUUCUUACCAGAAAUAGGUGUUUUACGUUUUUGAAUUCUGAUGUAUUAUAUUUUGAAAAAAAAAAAGACUCAUUUUGUUAUAGAAACAAAUAUAAAAUAAGCUUGACUGUUUUCAAUACCUAAAAAAGUAGAUUUAGACUAAAAAGAACCAUCAUUUUUUUCAAGUAAAAGUUGAUUUUAUAAGCACGUUAUUUUAUUACUAAAUCUCAUAACUUUAAUAUUCAAUCAGUUUUAAAGCGAUCUUAUAUCAGUUUUCUCAAAAAAAAAGUGUUUGCAUAUAGGACUGUGAGACUCCAAGUUCACAGUAGUGUUGAGAAUAAAUGACGUCCAUACUUAAAGGUUAAAGGACUAACUUGCCGAUGAGUAAAUUAUAAGAUCAGUUAUAAACUACUCAUACAUACGUUUACUCAUAUGGAUACUGUGACUCCUUAGAUACUGAUACAUGAAAAGCAACCCAACUUUUGGGAGUUCUCUAUUAUUGUCUUAAAACUACGGAGACUUGACUCUACAAUAUCAGGCUACAAAAGCUUAAAAAUUAUUUUCAUAGAAAAUUAUUGUUUUUUGUCUUAUUCCAGGCAUAAGGUACGCCUUGUAACUAUUAAUAUUUGCGUGAAUAAAAACGCUUGAUACUAGUAUAUUAUGUGCUAUGGUAAGAAUUAUUUUUCCAAUUUCAUUGUAUUCUUUAGCUAACUUAGAUUUUCGGACGAAAUUCAUUACAUGGACAUAACAUUCCUAUCUACGGUGCAUUUUUGUGAUUAAAUCAAUUAAAGUUUCAAAUUGAUUGUUGAAACGAUCGACAUUUUGAAAUUUCGUUCGUGCAACUCUGUGUAUUAGUCAAUAUCAUUCUUUUACUGCCGUAAUAGUUCAUUUGUUAGUAAAAAUUUGAAUAUAAAAGUAUAGUUAAUUCCAUUUGAUUGACUAUUAAUAUAAAUGUUCUCAUUAUUAUUAAUUUCUUCUAAAUGGUUCCAAUUUGUUUUAUUUUUUAAAUUUUGUCGUGAAUCGUUUUUAGACAUUAUCCCCGGAUGUCGAUUCAUAAUAAUUUAUGGAUAUUUACUGAGAAUCUAUGAUGAUCCGAGUUCGCAUUUCUACACGAACUAAAUAAACAAUAGUUGAAUUAACAAAAAUAUAUUUAUUGUAAAUAUCAGCUUUUAAGAAAUUAAAAAAAAGUAAAAUUCGUCUAAUUACAUUAGGUUAGCUCGAAGAUAAAUAGAUUGUCAAAAUCCCAAAUUUGAUAACUUUACAACUGUUUAUCUUUGAGCUAACCCCGACAUAUCAAUAAAUAUGCGGUUCUAAAUACGUUUCACGUCAAAGUUUCUUAUUUAAUUAAGUAGUACUCAUCGAUUGUAUGUUUAUUUAUAUUUCUAAAUAUUGUUAGAGUAUUUAAAGAUAAAAUGGAACUAUAAGAAUCACAUCACAAUGUACUUAAUUACAAUGUUUUAACGAGUUAGUGUACAACCACAGAAUAGAGAAGGAUACAGAAUGAGCCGGUACAAACCGCGCAGUGAAGCCGGUAUUUAAAAAAACAAACGUCAGUCAGCUAUCUACUAUAUAUACAAACUAUUUUUUUUCAAAAUUUGUUUUUCAAGAUAUAACAAAAUUACGUAAAUUAAUAUCAUAUUAGAUUAUAAAAAACACUCCAUCUUUUUUUCAGAUUUUAUGAACAGUUUUUUAAAUAUUUAAAAAUAUGACGCCGUUUUUCUUGAACAAUAUUGAAAAUUACUAAUGCAACGCUUCGUGUCAUACUGACUAGAGAAUGUAUUAGUUUUGAAUUUUUAUUUGGAAUGGCUGCAUCACUACCGUGUUCCGUGCGCUCUAUCUGCCUGUUAUUCUUUAAUCUGUGUGUACAACGUAGAAUUUAUUGUGUCAUUCCAUAGUACAUAUUGUUUUUGUUUAGUAAAAAACGUCAGAUUUCAAUGUAUAAUUUAGCCCUGAAUGUAUAUUUUUUAGAUUUAUAUAGUUUAUUUACAUUAAUUUUGAAUCAUUUUGUAAAAAGUAUUUUGCUCUCGUUAUAAAUCUAAAGAAAAAUAUGUUGCUUUCAGCUUUACCUUGUAAGUACGAAAGAGAUGGCUAACAAACAAACGGUAAUCGUUUUUCCACUAAUGACGAUGUCGACAAGCUAACAAAUAAAUUAUUAUAUUUUGCAUAA
Messenger RNA from Bicyclus anynana (squinting bush brown), 10378 nucleotides. RefSeq names its product protein disulfide-isomerase A5. Gene Ontology annotation, molecular function: protein disulfide isomerase activity. NCBI's taxonomy places the organism in Eukaryota, Metazoa, Arthropoda, Insecta, Lepidoptera, Nymphalidae. Gene Ontology annotation, biological process: protein folding. Gene Ontology annotation, cellular component: endoplasmic reticulum. Bases 193 to 2136 code for a protein of 647 amino acids. The transcript is spliced from 12 exons. The record is from RefSeq and is a predicted model, not a curated record.